Molecule: messenger RNA, 1723 nt
Organism: Cyprinus carpio (common carp)
Lineage: Eukaryota; Metazoa; Chordata; Actinopteri; Cypriniformes; Cyprinidae
Product: gastrula zinc finger protein XlCGF57.1-like
Exons: 3
Coding region: 16-1590 (524 amino acids)
Source: RefSeq, a predicted model, not a curated record
GCAGUUCCCCAAUAAAUGCUGGAAUAUUCCCAUCAGUUUACAAGAGCAUCAGAUCAUCACGAAGAGCUGAAAUCUGCCAAGACUGAGUUUCUUAACGAGGACAGAGAGAAGAUGAGAGAUCCAGAACCCUGCAGAAUCAGACACACUGAAGAUACUCAAGAACUAACAGAGCUGAUGGAAGAAAGCGAGGAGAGUGAAGAACUGAGUGAAGCAGAGGAGAAACAUCACGAGAACCCUGGAGAAAAACCUCUGAGUCGCUCAAAGACUAAAAAGACAUUUUUAAAGAAAAGAAGAGUCAAGAAAUCUUUGACCUGCUCUCAGUGUGGAAAGAGUUUCACAACCAAACAACAUCUUGAGCUUCACAUGAGGAUCCACACUGGAGAGAAACCGUUCACAUGUGAUCUGUGCGGGACAAGCUUCACACAAAAAAUACAUCUUACAAAACACAUGAAGACCCACACCGGAGAGAAGCCAUUCGUGUGUGAUCAGUGUGAGAAGAGAUUCGGAGAGAAGACCGGAGAGAAGCCAUUCGUGUGUGAUCAGUGUGAGAAGAGAUUCUCAGGAUGUGAUGAGUGUGGAAAGAGAUUCAAGUGCCAGAAGAAUCUUGAGGUUCACAUGAGAAUCCACGCUGGAGAAAAGCCGUUCACCUGCUCUCAGUGUGGAAAGAGUUUCACAAACAAACGUAAUUUUGAUGGUCACAUGAGAGUUCACACCGGAGAGAAACCGUUCACAUGUAAUCAGUGCGGGAAGAGCUUCACACAGAAACCACAUCUUACCAGUCACAUGAGGAUCCACACCGGAGAGAAGCCUCACGCAUGCGAUCAGUGCGGGAAGAGCUUCACACAUUCAGCAACACUCAAGAGACACAUGAGAGUUCACACCGGAGAGAAGCCGUUCACAUGUGAUCAGUGCGGGAAGAGCUUCCCAUAUAAACAAUGUCUGGAUCUUCACAUAAGCAUCCACACUGGAGAGAAACCGUUCAUGUGUGAUCAGUGUGAAAAGAGCUUCUCAAACAAACAAUGUCUUGAACUUCACAUGAGAGUUCACACUGGAGAGAAGCCGUUCACAUGUAAUCAGUGCGGGAAGAGCUUCACACAGAGACCACAUCUUAAGGGACACAUGAGGAUCCACACCGGAGAGAAGCCGUAUGCAUGUGAUCACUGCGGCAGAAGAUUUCUUGCGGCAUCACACCUGAAGAGUCACCUGACGGUUCAUACGAAGGAGAAGCCGCAUUCAUGUUCUGUAUGUGGAGAGUUUUCACUGCUGCAAAGUUUACAUAAACAUCAGAAAACACAUACUGGUAUAAAAGCUUACAUGUGCUUUGAGUGUGGGAAGACUUUUAUUUCAGCAAACUCUUUAAAACUGCACCAGAGGACUCACACUGGAGAGAAACCUUACAAGUGUUCACACUGUGACAAGAGAUUCAGUCAGACUGCAAGUCUGAGAAUGCAUGAGAGGAUCCACAGCAGAGAGAAACCACACACGUGUGAUCAGUGCGAGAAGAGUUUCGCUUUUAAACGUCACCUGAAGAUACACAUGAAGAUCCAUGCAGCGGAGAAACCAGAUCAGCGCAGUCUGAGAUCACGGUAAGUUCAUCUUUAUGUGCUGAGAAACAGAUUCUCUUCUGUGUAAUUUAGGAUAUUUUCACACCCAACACGAAUGUUCGGCACAAAAAUCCUGUCACAUUUACACAGGUGAGUAAAAAACGAUCCAUGGAGAAACG